AUGACUGCUUAUAUCGAGCUUGCAGCUUCUUGGCUCUUCAAAAACUCCAAGGGCAGAGAUGCGAAAGCUUUCUUCACCACUCCCGCCUUUGCUGAGCAUCCAGACCCUACACUUGCUGUCACGUCUCCAGACUGUGGCCCAGAUGGUGCAACAUUGGGGAAAGACUACAUGCACGGCGGUCAGCACAAGUUUCCAGAGUUAUCCUGGGACUCUCACUCUGGUGUAAGAGAGUGGUUAAUUGUGUCUGAAGACCCAGAUGCUCCCCUGCCAACGCCGAUUUGUCAUGGAAUCUACUUGGGAAUACCCUCUGAGAAAACAAGAGUUGUCGGGAGUGACUUUGAGCCUGUUGAAAAGAGUUCAAAUCGACUCGCGGGAGGCUUCUACUAUGGCGCGAGUCGCAACGGCUCGGUUUAUAUUGCUCCUCGGCCACUUCUGAAUCAUGGCAUUCAUCGAUACUGGUAUGAAGUAAUUGGUUUAAAUGAGCCCUUGGACGAGCAGUUCAAGAUCUCCAAACCGAACAGGGAUCAAGUCGCAGAAGCCAUUCACGGUAAGAUAGUUGUCUGGGGGAGAUGGAUGGGGCAGUGCGAGAGAAGAUGGGAGUGA
This is a messenger RNA of Fusarium mangiferae, 603 nucleotides long. RefSeq lists its product as uncharacterized. NCBI's taxonomy places the organism in Eukaryota, Fungi, Ascomycota, Sordariomycetes, Hypocreales, Nectriaceae. The transcript is spliced from 3 exons. The record is from RefSeq and is a predicted model, not a curated record. Bases 1 to 603 code for a protein of 200 amino acids.